CCCCGCCUCCCUCAUUCCUGACUGGACCAAAGACACGCAGACAAACCCUGGAGGGUCUUGCUCGCACUUUCUUCAUCAUUCAUAUUACAUCCCUUUAUCGCUUGAUUUAUCCACCACCAGCUCAGCGGAUUGCAUAUCUCUUUAACUUUCCUUUGACAUAACUUUUUUGAGUAAGUCAGGCGGAGGAAACAUCUGCAGCCGAAAACGCGCUACAAUGGAGGCGGUGCUGUUUGUAGCAUUCAUUUCCUGGAUGACCCCUGCUCUGGUAGCAGCAGCAGACGGUGACAAAUACGAUGACAGCGCUUUUCAAUACGAUUAUGAAUCGCUGAGGAUUGGUGGCCUAGUUUUUGCUGCCGUGCUGUUCCUCCUGGGCGUCGCCCUCAUCGUCAGCAGGAAAUGUGCGUGUUCCAAGAGUGGCAAGUCUAGGUCCCGGGAUCCUAAUGCAGAAUCAGGUGUCCCAAGAGAAGCAAUAUUUCCAGAACAAAGGGACUUUGAAUAUGAUGAAGACACGUUGAGGACUACAGGAAUGGUCCUCGCUAUCAUCAUGUUUGUUUCUGGCAUUUUGAUAGCCUUAAGUAAAAAAUGCACAAAAUGUGUCAAAUCCUCCCCCAAGUCAGCUGAUACCCAAAUUCCAAAGACAGAGGUGCCUCCUCCAGCUGUGUAGAACUUUAUGCUUAUGUGUAAAACCAAGACCAGCAAAUAUGCAACAUGCAAGUAUGUUUUGGCUGUUAAACCCCCGCUGGAUGAUUCCUACAAAUAAUACGUGAAGCUUGAUACGUCGCAUCUACUCUGUGGAAUGCAUUUAAAGCAACUAUAUGCAACAGUUUGUCGUAGAAAAUAACACCAAAUGGGUGCUACUUUUCUUUAUUUAUCUCUUUUUCUUUCAUUAAUUCUACAUAUUUUACAUCAUGGUGUUGCACACUUUAAUCAACAUUCAGCUUUUUCAAGCUUAGCAUUUAUUUUUCAUAAAUAAAAAAGGUGGCAAUAUAAUUGUCAAGCUUUUUUUUAUCAAGUUUUAAAAACAAUUGUUUAUUUUGCACUAAUGAUCUGUUGGGAAAAAAGCACUGUUUAAGCAUGAAAAGAUAUGAAGAAACUUCAAUAAAAUGGUUCUGAUUAUGCA
This is a messenger RNA of Nerophis ophidion (straightnose pipefish), 1120 nucleotides long. Its product is annotated as FXYD domain-containing ion transport regulator 6-like. Lineage: Eukaryota; Metazoa; Chordata; Actinopteri; Syngnathiformes; Syngnathidae. The record is from RefSeq and is a predicted model, not a curated record. Gene Ontology annotation, biological process: regulation of sodium ion transmembrane transporter activity. Gene Ontology annotation, cellular component: membrane. The coding region runs from base 215 to 664 and encodes 149 amino acids. The transcript has 12 exons. Gene Ontology annotation, molecular function: sodium channel regulator activity.